Molecule: messenger RNA, 3939 nt
Organism: Spea bombifrons (plains spadefoot toad)
Lineage: Eukaryota; Metazoa; Chordata; Amphibia; Anura; Pelobatidae
Gene: XYLT1
Product: xylosyltransferase 1
Exons: 11
Coding region: 82-2856 (924 amino acids)
Biological process (GO): chondroitin sulfate proteoglycan biosynthetic process; heparan sulfate proteoglycan biosynthetic process
Cellular component (GO): membrane
Molecular function (GO): protein xylosyltransferase activity
Source: RefSeq, a predicted model, not a curated record
CGAGCUGCUACUGUGCGCGUAUGAGAGAGGAGAGCGCGGCUGAGGAUCGGCUGGGGCUCUGUCUCCAGGCGAGCGGUGAAGAUGGUGGCGGCUUCUUGCCCUCGCAGGCUCGCCAGGCGAUCUCGCUCAGCUAUCGUGGCGGCUCUGACCGUGCUGCUCAUUCAGACUCUCAUCGUGUGGAAUUUCAGCAGCCUGGAUUCUGGGGAUGAGCAGAGAGGAGGCGGCGGAGGAGGCGCUGCUGCUGCGGGAGGCAGCAGCCGGGAGAAGAGGGACCGGGGAAGCGACAGAGAUGAUCCCCGGCUAGGACAUCAGCAGCCUCCGCAUCAACGAGUCGCGCGAGCUGCUGCGGCUGCCCUGCACAGCCAGGCUCUGGAUGGGUAUUUUUCUCACCGACCUAAAGAGAAAAUGCGGACAGACAGCAAUAAUGAAAACUCCGUCCCCAAAGACUUUGAAAACAUUGAUAACAGUAACUUUGCCCCUAGGACCCAAAGGCACAAGCACCAGACGGAGCUGGCCAAGAAACCUCUUAGCAAGCAGAAAGAACACUUGAAAAGAAAGUUGGCGCUCGACGAAAAGGUCAAAGAGAACUCUCUGUUGGGAAAAAAUUCCAAUGAGGUUUUACAUUACGAGGGCAAAAACCUCAGUAGUACCAACCUCAAGGAUGGAUCUAAGACGUCAAAGGUUCACCAUGCCAAGAAGAGCGGAAACAGCUCUCCAGAAAUGAAGUAUGAGCUGCCCCCCAAAUGUGAAAUAACCGGCAAGGAGGCCCUCUCGGCACUUUCUCGGGCGAAGACAAAACAGUGCCGUCAGGAAAUAGCCGAGGUCUAUUGUCAGCAUAAGCAAGGAAAACUUAUGCCGGAGAAGGUGACGAGACUCUGUCCUUUGGAAGGGAAGGCAAACAACAACGUGCAGUGGGAUGAAGACUCGAUGGAGUACAUGGCAUCGAAUCCUGUAAAGAUUGCCUUUGUUUUGGUUGUCCAUGGCAGGGCAUCCAGACAGUUGCAGCGCAUGUUCAAAGCAAUUUAUCAUAAGGACCAUUAUUACUAUAUCCAUUGUGACAAGAGGUCCAAUUAUCUGCACAGACAAGUGGUCCAGUUUGCCAGUCAGUACCCCAAUGUGCGUGUGAGCUCUUGGAGAAUGGCCACCAUCUGGGGAGGAGCAAGCCUGCUAUCCACUUACCUACAGAGUAUGAGGGACCUCCUGGAGAUGUCUGACUGGUCCUGGGAUUUCUUCAUCAAUCUCAGUGCUGCUGAUUAUCCAGUCAGGACGAAUGACCAGCUGGUUGCAUUCCUCUCAAGGUAUCGAGACAUGAACUUUCUGAAGUCACACGGCAGGGAUAACGCAAGAUUUAUCAGAAAACAGGGCCUGGACAGGCUUUUUUUGGAGUGUGACACACACAUGUGGCGUCUUGGGGACAGGAAGAUCCCCGAAGGUAUUACCGUGGAUGGUGGUUCUGACUGGUUCCUGCUCAACAGGAAAUUUGUGGAAUAUGUGACUUAUUCCAAUGACGAUCUGGUUACAAAGAUGAAAAGAUUCUAUUCUUAUACGCUGCUUCCGGCUGAGUCCUUCUUCCACACGGUCUUGGAAAACAGUCCCUAUUGCGAUACAAUGGUUGAUAAUAAUUUGAGAAUCACCAACUGGAACCGAAAAUUAGGCUGUAAAUGCCAGUAUAAGCAUAUAGUUGACUGGUGUGGAUGCUCGCCAAAUGACUUCAAGCCAUCUGACUUCCACAGGUUUCAGCAAACUGCACGGCCAACGUUUUUUGCUCGUAAGUUUGAAGCCGCCGUGAACCAAGAAAUAAUCGGGCAGUUGGACUAUUAUUUGUAUGGUAACUACCCGUCUGGAACGCCAGGCCUUAGAUCGUACUGGGAGAAUCUUUAUGAUGAACCUGAUGGCGUUCACAGCAUAAGCGACGUCAUGCUGACCAUGUUCCAUUCGUUUUCUCGCAUGGGUCUAAAGCGAGCAGAGGAGUCGUUGCACACAGAUGGAGAAAACAGUUGUAGGUACUUUUCCAUGGGCCAUCCAGUGUCAGUCCAUCUUUAUUUCCUCGCUGAUCGCUUUCAGGGCUUUCUCAUUAAACAUCAUGCCACAAAUCUUGCCGUCAGCAAACUGGAGACAUUGGAGACCUGGGUAAUGCCAAAGAAAGUUUUCAAGAUUGCUAAUCCCACCAGUGAUUUUGGAAGGCUGCAGUUCUCCGAGGUUGGCACUGACUGGGACGCCAAGGAAAGAAUAUUUCGUAACUUCGGUGGCAUUAUGGGGCCAAUGGAUGAGCCAAUAGCUAUGCAGAAAUGGGGGAAAGGACCUAAUAUAACGGUCACGGUGGUGUGGAUCGACCCCAUCAAUGUCAUUGCAGCGACCUAUGAUAUUCUGAUAGAAUCCUCUGCAGAAUAUACUCAUUACAAACCUCCGCUGAACUUACCGCUCAGACCCGGUAUAUGGACCAUUCGGAUUUUACAUCACUGGGUACCGGUGGCAGAAACCAAAUUCCUGGUUACCCCCCUCACUUUCUCUAACCGGCAGCCCAUAAAGCACGAGGAGCUGAGCAAGUUUCACGGCGGUCCUCCAAAAAAUGCAUAUAUGGAACAGAGCUUCCAGGGCCUAAAUCCGGUGUUGAAUAUACCUAUAAACUCAAUGUAUGUGGAAGAAGCAAAGAAGAAUGCAGCUCUUUUGGGGCCAAAGCUAGAAAACUGGGUUGACAAACUGGCUAACGACAUGUGGUCUGCGGUGGACAUCUGUACCACUGGACCAUCCUCCUGCCCGGUAAUGCAAGCAUGUGCCCAAACAUCGUGGAGUUCACUGAGCCCCGACCCCAAAUCAGAACUUGGCCUUGUCAAAUAUGACGGACGCUUGAGGUAGCAUCUGGUACGCCCUUUAGCGGCAUGGGAUUUAAAAGGGAAAUUAACCGUUUGUUCUAACAGUCCAACACAAUAUGUAUGAGCUAAUGAAAGGGUGUUUGCCUGACGGAUAGAAUAGAUAUUCCAUCCUCUGGCAAUGAACAGGUUUGCUUAACAGCAGCUCGGUUGCCACUGUUGGCUAACGUUUUGCAGGCUUAGAGUUAUAGCACUUCCCUGUAACUGGCGCACCAACCACAUACACUGACCAAGGGCUCAAACAUGCGAAUAUCUCAACUCCAAUAUCAAAACGCCAGAAGCCCCUGUUUUGUUUUUGUUUUGUUUUUUUUGCACAAAUGUCUUCUAUUUUUCUACUUUUGUGUAUUUUAACAUUUGUCAGUGUCAAUAAGAGUAAAAAUAGUCAGUUUUUUAUUUUAUUUAAUAAAGUGUUUCUUAAAUAGCAUUAUAAGAAGUUGUAUUGAAAGGUGGCCUUUAAAAAAAAUCCCUGUGUUGCCAAAGUGUUGGAAAAGCUUUGUACGAAUGUCUGGCCGCAGGAUAGCUGAUGCUUAAUUCCAUCAUGGUUGUUUGUCUCAGUAAGGGUCUUCGUAAAACUGUUUUUAGUGCAGAUGUGGAUUCUGGUUCAUUUCGAUCCAUUUUUUUCAAAGGCACUUUGGAAGUAAUGUAUAGAAUGCGGGAUACCUUUUAAGUGCUAUGGGGAGUGAGUAACAUAAUGCAGUGCUUCAUAGUCCCUCGAUAACACUCAUAUAGGACCUGCUUUACAUCUGGGGCUCCUGAGCUACAAACAGGUGCCUCCCAAAGCAGUGGCAAAGUGGAACCAUUCCCAUGGGGUUAAACAGGGGCCUCUAGGUACCUGCCUAGUGCACCGUUACAGAAAUCCAGCCCUGGGCUUAUAAGUAUACCCUGGAAUGCUCAGAAUUUGACCCAUAGGCACUGGAAGUCUGAGCAACCCAGGCUUGCAUGUAUGUUUAAUUAUCAGAUGGAGUGUGGGGAUUGGCCACUCCCACUUCCUAAAAAGUUUCUCUCUACUUCCUGUCCUUUUCUAGCCUACUUGUGGUUAGCCCCACCCCCACGUGCACAGCCCCUUCCU